This is a messenger RNA of Oreochromis aureus, 1398 nucleotides long. RefSeq names its product T-cell surface antigen CD2-like. The coding region runs from base 132 to 773 and encodes 213 amino acids. Lineage: Eukaryota; Metazoa; Chordata; Actinopteri; Cichliformes; Cichlidae. The transcript is spliced from 4 exons. The record is from RefSeq and is a predicted model, not a curated record.
GCAGCAAGGAUGGAACUAAGUGCUACAGAGCUUUGGGAGGAACUUUGGACAUCCAUCUGGGCAGCAUCUCAGAAAUACUUGAAUACCAAUUGUUGAAGGAUUCAUUAAAAAUAUUUAAUGUGAAAAAGAAUAUGAUCAGUUUUAAAACCACAGAACAUAGAUAUCUUUUUCUCAGUAAUGGGACAUUUAGGAUCAAUAACUUGAGCAGGAGUGACAGUGAUAAUUAUACCCUUCAAACCUUUGAUUCAGAUGGAAGAAGAUCAGACGAGCGUAUUUUACAGUUGUUUAUUCAAGCUCCUGUGUCCUCUGUCCUGCUGGUCUCUGAGUGUCUGUCCCAGGGAGAGAUGAGGGUGUCCUGCUCCUCUGAGGGAGGGGACAGUCCUCAGUACAGCUGGACUCUGGAUGGACGCAAACUGACAGAUGCUGAGCUCCUUUCUGUAAAUAAUGAGACUAACAUCAUCACUCUGAAACAGCACAUCUCAGGACGUCUGGUCUGCUCUGUCAGGAACAACGUCAGUGAUGUCUCCAAAGAAGAGAGGAUAUCUACCUGUGGAGCAGGAAUUUUACCACUGAUGGGAGGUGUUCUCUCAGCACUGAUAAUUUUCUUAGUUGUGGCUGUAGCAGUCAUCUGUUCUCGGAGAAAAAAACAAAAAAACAAACCUACAAAACAGGAAGAAGAUGACCAGGCAAUAAUGUUUACUGAUGUCAGUCUCACACAACAGCAAGGAAAGCAAGUUGUCCAAAGAGGGGAGAUGGAGGUGGAGCCAGAGUAAUCCCAAGUCACCCACAUCAUUUACCCAGGGUUGUGAGUUUGAUGAUGUUUUGGGGUUUUACUCAUUUUUAAAUUAAUUUUGUUCAAUGGGGCUUUAGGUUCAUUGUGGGUAAUGGUGAGUUUGGUGUUCAAGCUCAAUAAUCUUUUGUUCAUAUUCUACCUUCUGUUUACCUUUGAGUGUCAUCUAUAUAUCUAUAUUUUUAGUUCAUGGUUUCUUUUAUAAUGUUAGUUCCCUUUCAUUGGGAGUAACCAGGAUGGACAAGAGUAGAAAUUAGUAUAUUAGAGGCACAGCUCAGGUUGAGCAGUUUGGAGACAAAAUGGUUGUCAUGUUGGACAUGCAGAGAGCUGAUAUGAUAGGAGAGGAUACUAGGGAUAGGAAGACGGACUGCUGGGACGGCCCCUAAAAAUAUCAGAUGGAAGACGAAGAGGUAUUCCUGACCUGUCCAGACAGUUCAUAAUAAAACAUCAGAGGUUAAACCUCUAAAUCUGCCUCCUGAUUUUAGUGUCUCAUUUUCUCCAUAUACUGUAUUGUAUAUAAUUGUAAUCAUGAACACAGGUUACAAACAUUGUACAAACUGCUUUUAUUAAAAUUGAAUUCACUAAAAAAUGUGCUGCAGUCUGUGUUC